Messenger RNA from Lachancea mirantina, 729 nucleotides. The record is from the annotation of a GenBank genome assembly. Lineage: Eukaryota; Fungi; Ascomycota; Saccharomycetes; Saccharomycetales; Saccharomycetaceae.
AUGAGCGACGCCAAAGCUUUGAAAAUCCUGUUCAAGAGUCCCGUCACGGAGUCGAUGCUCCGGUUUCUGACCAACACCACGCUCAAAGUGAUACCGUGCCCGAAAGAAACGGCUUAUCCAUCACCGCCUACAAGUCCCACGGGUCACCACAACAAACGCAGCGGCACGGCCACGCCGUCGCUGCCCUCGCUGAUGACGUUCAUUGCGCGGCUGGUCCGCCAUACACACGUGUACACGUCGACGCUUUUGACCGCGGCGUGCUACCUGGCGAAACUGAAGAAGAUCCUGCCGCGGGACGCACACGGGCUGCCCUCGACCGCGCACCGGAUCUUUCUCGCCUGCGUGAUCCUCAGUGCCAAAUGCCACAACGAUUCGUCGCCCCAGAACAAGCACUGGGCCGCUUACACAGAGGGCCUGUUCACGGUCGAAGACGUCAACCUUAUGGAACGGCAACUGCUGCAACUACUCAGCUGGAACACGCGCGUCACAGAGCAGGAUCUCUACGACGCGCUCGCCACGUUGCUGGAGCCCAUCAAGUACGAUCUCGAACGUACGCGCAAACUCGUGUCCCGGAGUCACUACCACCAGCGCAACGUGAGCGCGUGCUCGAGCACGAGCACGCUGGUCGGGUCUCCCAGUGCGUACGCACUGCACGCGUCGCCCGCGAAACUGGCACAGGCGUACCCACAGGGGCCGGCUUACACAACACUAGACAUGAACUACAUAUGA